This is a messenger RNA of Rhipicephalus microplus (southern cattle tick), 2286 nucleotides long. Its product is annotated as solute carrier family 22 member 3-like. NCBI's taxonomy places the organism in Eukaryota, Metazoa, Arthropoda, Arachnida, Ixodida, Ixodidae. Gene Ontology annotation, biological process: transmembrane transport. Gene Ontology annotation, cellular component: membrane. Gene Ontology annotation, molecular function: transmembrane transporter activity. The record is from RefSeq and is a predicted model, not a curated record.
ACGUCAAAAGAAGACUGCACGUAGGCCAAAGAAGCCUCUGUCCCACCGCCAUUGUCUUUCCAUCCUUUUUUUUUCGCAAGCGACGCCGAACGCACUUUCGGAUCCGCCGUCUGGGAGGAGUUCUGAUGAGCAUUUCGUGACUUCGAGUUCAAAGAGUUCUACGAGACAAGGCGAAUCACCUGAGACUGCCAACGAAGUUGCGAGCUAUAGGCUUAGAAGAAUGCCUUGCUGGACGAGUCAGUACUGACAGCAUAGUCGUAGAAAGGAGCACAAAAAACGAAAACAAGACGGAAAUACUACACAACGCCUGAACAACAUGGACAUCUGCGGCGUCAUUGGGGACUACGGCAAGUUCCAGAAAAACAUAUUCUGGUUUGGCCUGGUUCGAGGCACGUUCAUGGGCCUGCACCUCGUCGUGUCCAGCUUCUUUGUACCCGAGAUCGACCACUGGUGCGCUGCGGAUGCCACCUCCGAAGUGUCUGGAAGUACAACGACGUCAGAGUCCCGGAGGUCCUCCUGGAGCCUGUCAAGCGAAACCCGGCGUCUCGUCGAGCAAGGUGACUUCGGACACAGCACAUGCUCGAUACCCUUGGCGACGACCUUAGCCGCUGGCGGUGACAACCUGUCGUUUGUUUCCGAAGUCGUCACGACUGUCAUCUCGUGUGGAAGGUGGAACUACGGUAACAGCUUUGCGGGCCACACAUUGGUUCAAGAGUGGGACCUGGUGUGCGAGCGUGCGUGGAUGCGCUCUCUGGUGCAGAGCAGUUUUAUGACUGGCAUGCUCAUCGGCUGUCUCCUCUGCUCGGCCCUUGGAGACAGACUGGGUCGCCGUCCAUUGCUCGUGAGCUCCUGCGCCCUCGUCAACAUGGCGGGCCUCGCAACCGCUGCGGCGCCCUCUUUCGGCGUCUUCUUGGCAGCCCGCGUGUUCCUUGGGAUUUCGCUGGCCGUCAUGCAGACCACCUCCUUCUGUCUCCUGGUGGAGGUCACUGGCCCCAGGCAGCGGACACGAGCGGCGAUCGCCUUCACCUUGGGCUUCGCCCUGAGCCUCUUCGUCCUGCCGGGCACCGUGUGGUUGAUCCAGCAUUGGCGCUACAUCCAGGUGGCCAUCACGAUGCCCUUUGUGGCCAUUGCGGUCUGGUCAUGGUACCUGCCCGAGUCGCCUCGGUGGCUGAUUGCCACCGGAAGGACGGAAGAGGCCGCCAGCGUCGUCCUCCGUGCGGCUUCGGCUAAUGGCAUCGAGAUUCAGGACGUCGACUCCGCACUAAGGCAGUUGCAAAAAAAGAUACUGCAGGAGAACGAAGAUGCCGAGAAGGUGCACUUCCUGGAUCUCGUGAGAGAGCCCAGGAUCCGAAGGUACAGCGUCAUCCUUGUCUACAGCUGCGUGUCCUGCGGCGCCGCGUUCUACGGCAUCCAGCUGUCCAUGACCAGACUGGGCGGAAAUCCCUACGUGGGCUUUCUGCUGUCGGGCCUGGGAGAGUGUGUGGCCGUGGUCCUUUGCUACGGCACCGUGCGCUGGUUCCCCAGACGCGUGGCUGUGCCGGCCAUGUAUGCCGGGGUGGCGCUGUGCACGCUCGGUUUGGGCUUUCUCCCUCGAUCUCUUACGUGGCUCCGCCAAGUGGACGGCCUGGUGGGCAAGACCCUGUCCGGCGCGGCGUUCACCGCCACCUGGCUGUACGCGGCCGAGGUGUUCCCCACCGUACUGCGUACAGUGGGAGUCGGCACCUGUCUCAUGAGCAUCCGGGUCGGAUCGGCGCUCGUGCCAUUACUGCUGGAAACGAGGCGCUACACGAACGAGUCGGUGCCCAUGGUUGUUCUGGCAGCCAUGUACGCCCUGGCCGCUCUCCUGGUCCUUCUGCUGCCCGAGACGUUCCAGGUGGCGCUUCCGGACACAGUGCGAGAGACCUUGCACCUCGAGAAGGCCUGGUACGCCAGGCAAGACACACUGGGCCGUUCCAGUGCGAUGCAUAGAUGGCGGUUGUGGUGUCGCAGGGUUGAGCUUAUUACCGCUCCAACAACUCCCGAGUAACGUGACGUGAAGAUAGGUAACCAAAUGCGAUUCAGCGGACAACAGACUUUGUGCGACAUCGUUUUGACGUCUGGCAACAAUGAGCCGGGUGUCAUAUUGGUUGUGUCAAUACGUUGCAGCGUUCUCGUGGGAUCGCACGCGGUGUUGCAUUGUCUUCACCUUGAACUUCGCGUUUCGGCGCUCUAAUUAGGCCGCUUGUGAUGGUCGUGCUACAAAAUUGCGCAGUGGCUACUCUUCCCGACUGAUGGCUCCGUAGUAUA